Molecule: messenger RNA, 3836 nt
Organism: Xenopus tropicalis (tropical clawed frog)
Lineage: Eukaryota; Metazoa; Chordata; Amphibia; Anura; Pipidae
Product: SERTA domain-containing protein 2
Exons: 2
Coding region: 1062-1892 (276 amino acids)
Biological process (GO): positive regulation of DNA-templated transcription
Source: RefSeq, a predicted model, not a curated record
UGCGUUCAGAUUCGUGUAGCCGUGACGCUGAAGUCUCGCGAGAUGUGGCUGUGACGUAAGGAGUAGCUGUCAGACAGGAGCUGAGGAGCAGGACAUUAAAGGGCUUGCGGGACGCUUCCGGACUGCGGGCUGUCUUAAGAAAACCGGGAAUGUCCCGCGAAAGGCGGGCUCUGCUGGCCGGUAUGUAACAGCCGCUGUAGUGCAGGAUCCGUUGAAGUGUAACGCUUCAGCCGGAGAUGCUCACAACUCAUGGUUGUCUUUACGAGCAGCUUUUGUAGAGCAGGAACUUCCAAGGAGUGUUGGGAGUCGUGCUUCAGCAAAACUAGGGCUAGAGGCUGGCCAUUAGCCACUUUCACCUUAGGCACACAGCUUCCUGGCUUCUAUACUUUCCAAGAGGUUCCGCGGUAUUUGUUUCCUGGCUUCUGCUUGCAGCCUUGUACUUGGCUCUGCAAGAGGCAACGUUUCAGCAGCACUCGGUCAUUUGUGGGCUUGUAUAUUACCCACUGCCACGCAAACUAUUCCUUAUUAGGAACCUCUUUUAAUGCUGAGCUCAUUUUAACACAUUUCAGCUUUUAAGUUAUAUAAGAUCCAAUAACUGGAGUGAAUGGAACCCAGCAUGGGCCAAGCACAAGACAGCAGAGUUGGACAACCAGGACUGCUUGGUUUCCUGCCAUUCUGAUUGGGAAGCCAGCUUGAACAAAGGGAAAAGUAGAAAAGUACCAUACGAGUCCACACAUACAUGGCCACCUUAAAGGGCUCAUUUUCUUUUACCCUGGGCAUAAGUCCAAGAGUACCGACUAAAUGCUAAAGUUGCAACAAAACUUGCUCUCUGGCAAAUUUCUUUUCAAGUUGCCGUCAGCUCCUUGUUCCAGAUUAAACAGCACCUGUGGCACUCACUAGACUUCUUCUCUGAAUGCCACCCAUGCUUGGGGCAUUCCAAGGGGCACCCACAUGUCAUACACUACCUGUCCUCAUUCAACAUAGCACUGCCAUUUGCAGGCACAGCUGUAUUCAGCGCAAAGAGCUGUUCCCCCAACCUGUUCAGCAAAGUGCAAAAACCCAUGCUUGGUAGAGGACUUAAACGCAAGCUGAAUGAUUGUGAGGAGACCAUGAACGACUUUUCUAGUGCCUGUGACUUUAACAGAAAUAUGCCAUACAGUCAUCAGAGGCAGCUGGUGCUGAAUAUGUGCCUCAACAAAUUACAGAGCUAUAAAAUGCUAGUGGAACCUAAUCUACACAGAUCAGUUCUUAUAGCCAAUACAGUAAGACAGAUUCAGGAGGAAACAAGAAAGGAAGCUAGCCAGCUAACUGGGAUUCUGUAUAAUGAUAAUGCCUGCAGCAAUGUAAUAUACCCAGGAAAUGAUUCCAUAGAAAACCCUGUGAAUUUGCCUUGUGGAAUUAACGCCGUCAUCAGUCGAGACUCCUGGCCUUUUGAAAGUCCUGUUGACAGCUUGAUGGAAGUCACUGAUGACGACAUGUCAUCUGCUAUAUCAUCUAUUCUAAAGGAUCUGGACUUUGUGGAAGACAUUAGCCCAUCUCAGACACCGGCCUCUUGUUUGUAUGAACAGCCAAAACCAGUAGAAAGUGGGUGCAAAGUUGGCGACAAACAGGACAUAAAAGGAGGGGAAUGUGUUUUUGGUUCCUUUGAAAUCACAAGUUCUAUAAGUUAUUUGAAAGAUUUAUCUGUAGAUGACAUUUUUGAAGAUAUUGAUACAUCUAUGUAUGACUCAGACUUCAGCUUCUCUUCUUUAAUUUCUGCAAAAGUGCAGCCUGCUGAGGAACCUCUAAAAGUGCUCUCAAUGUGCAAUACCCAAUCAAACAACAAUUUACAGGCCUGCAGAACAGAUUUAAAUGAUUUGGAUCAUAUCAUGGAAAUAUUAGUUGGCUCCUGAUGUUGUAGCACAACAAAGACAGCACUUUGCAGUCCUUUGAUUGGAUGUCAUUAACACAGUGCAACCUCAUUCAUUCAUUUUUUGGAUCACUUUUAAGACAUUAUGUUAAAUUGUAGAUACAAUUUUAAAUGAGUGUGUGUAGAGAGAAAAAUCAAAAUAAAGGUGUUCCGUGCAUCUUUUAGGACAACUUGCUCAACAAAUUAUGAAUUAGGUUAUAUCUUCUAGGAGUUUGGUAUAUUUGAAGUUUUUAUUUUUGAGUACUCCGCAACCAAGACACAGAUUUUUACAGUGUUAAUGAAUAUGCUUUCGACUGAAAGCAAAAGAAAUAUUUGACAGAUGUCAUCCAUUUUCCAAAAACAAACCCCAAUUUUUGUAACAGUUUCAAUCUUUCUAAAUUUUCUUAAAGUUAUUAAGCAGAAAUACAGUAUGUAAUUUGUUGUACAUAGUGGACACUACCUCUUUCUACAUAACGUGCUAUGAUCUAGAGCUUUCCUGUAUAUGCUAUUUAUUUUGGUCUGAUUUACUUUUCACAUCCAUCUUAAUCUAAAAUGACUUGUAAAAUGCAGAGACUCGUGAUUUUGCUUUUUAAUUUAUUCGCAGGAAAAAAAUUUGUUUAUGAAGUUUUUUGUUUUUUACAGUUUAUUGUCUGUUAAUGUAUCUGUGCUGGCAGUGUAUUUCUAGGCAAUCUGAAAUGUAUACCUGGGAACAUCUUAGCUUAGUUUGAGUUUAAUGUAAUAAUAUGGUUAUAACAUUAAGGUUACAUAAGCCUGGCUCCCUGUUCUCCUGCUGAUCUGGCUGACUACUUUUGAGAUUUAAAAAAAAAAAAGGUAACAGUAGUUGACUGCCCUCAGCCUGCAUCCUCCAAAGUCCCACAACUCCCUGCACGUGAUGUCAUUAAGGAAGGAACAUCACAGUACAAUGCAUUGUGGAUUAUGUAGUUCCUGCAUACUGUCUGUAAGCUGUGGAGAAGUUGUUACAAUACAAAAACAUCAAUGUUUUGCUCCCUACAAAUGACACAGAAAGAGAAGAACAGUUUUGCAGCUGAAUUUCAGCAUAUAAAAAUGUCAUUUAUUACAGAUUGCAAUGAUAGGUAUAUUAGGGCUUUCUGUGUUGUGUGGGGAACCAAAUUAUGGUUCAGAAGCCAGAGUUCCUCUUUAAUUUGACUUCUGUUUAGGAGCAAGUAAGUAGCUGCUUCUGUCACUCCUGAUAUUCUGGUAGGUCCAUUCCCAUAGGCUGCUCAUUAAAAUUGCAAGAGACUGUAAGUGACUGUGACCUGGAUGGACCUUAGUAGUGAAUGUAAAAUCUAGAAGGUCCAACCAGAUAUAGUCACAAGUAUCAACAGCUGAUUUAGAUGCACUUUUACUUUGCUGGCAAACAUUCAUUGCAUUUUGGGAGAUUCUUUCUGCAUCUACACAAAAUAUUACCAUAUAUGACUUGGAAUUUGGCCUCCCAGUAAAAAUAUAUAAUUAUGCGCAGUUUUUAGAACCUUUGGGUUCCAACAAGAUGCUGUAAUGAGAUACAUCAUUCAUUUUUAUUGUAGACCAUCAAUCCUACUGUAAUAACUGCAUGAUAUAAAGGGAUCAUGCUUUUAGAUGCUUUUGAUCAACAGGGACAGUUAACUCCAAGCUUCACAGCCCAGAUAUUUUAACUAAAAUACUUUGAGCUAAGUGAUGAGUGUUCCUAUGUAUGUUGUAGAUUGUUUGUUUUUUGUUUUUUUUUUUUGUUUGUCUUUUUGCAUCACUACCUCAAAACUUUGAGUAGUUGACUUUCUUGUGAUAAAUUCUUUGUAGGUAAAUGCAUUUUAAUUUUUGUUCAAACCUCCUAUAAUGAACUAUGCAUUUGUAUGCGCUGUGACUGUAGAAAACUUGCACUUUUACUUUCAUUGUUAAUUUAUAAACCUCUUUUUGACAGAGGUGCCAGUAAAGGACAAUGUUGCUAACCCUU